Molecule: messenger RNA, 2324 nt
Organism: Ictidomys tridecemlineatus (thirteen-lined ground squirrel)
Lineage: Eukaryota; Metazoa; Chordata; Mammalia; Rodentia; Sciuridae
Product: Friend virus susceptibility protein 1
Biological process (GO): response to virus
Cellular component (GO): Golgi apparatus
Source: RefSeq, a predicted model, not a curated record
CCUUAAGGUCUUCUGUAACUUAGUUUUCAAGACCCUGCCUUGGAGCCCCAGCCUGGAGUGGGCUACCUGAUUUUAAUCUUAAUGUAUUUGCAAAUAAAGUUUGUAAUUAACCCAAAAUACCUCAACACUUGUUCCCUAAGGCUGACGUACUGUGUGUUAAUGAAGCCCAUUUCUUCAUAUGGUUAUUUGCGAUUUUCUUAGUGUUCAGUAUUCCUAAGUCAUCUUAAAUGACUCGCAGCAGAUUUGUUCAAACCUGACACCGUCGUUGCAUAUGUUGCUUAGCUUUAUUUUCUCCCAGAACAUUUCCUUUUCUCGUGCCUCCUACUAAAGGAUUUGCAUCUUAGCAAUGUUCAUGGUUCAGGGUCAUUAGUAGGUAUAGCUAGUUCAGGAAAGAUUGGGGCCCUCUGCGUGUUAAUGAGUUUGGAGGUCCAUCUCAAGACCACUACUGUGUGGAAGUAUGACAGUGAGAAGUUGGGGGUCAGUUGAGUCUUGUGUUUUCCUGUCUUUGAAGGUAAGUGGCCUUGAUUGCACAGGGGCCAGGGUUCCCAUGAUGUCUAGCACUGGGCUCUGAUCAUUCCUGAGGACACAGUGCUCUCCAGGACCUUUGACACCUGGGGGUCUGAGGAACCCUGGUUUUGAUGGUCUGGACAUAUGAACAGUUUCUUCCACACCCUCAUCAAGUCCUUCCUAUGUUACAGGUCUACCUUCUAGCUGAGGGGUUACCCACCAUCAUCCCGUCUUGGUGGCUUCUCCAGGUGUCCUGCUGCCCAGCUUUCCCUCCUGCUGUGGCCAUGGCUGAGAGAGUGCUGGCACCCACCCAGAUGGGCCGGGGAGACCGCUACUAUACAUAUACUGAGCUCCUGGCCAUUUCUCGGCGCUUCAAGCAGAACCCCAACGAGCUUAUGAUCACCUGGAUCCUGCGGGUGUAUGACCAGGGGGGCCCAGCUCUGUCCUUGAAUUCUGGGGAGCUGGCACUGCUGGGUGACCUAACCCAUGAUGCCAUCUUCAACUACCACUGCAAGACGCUGCGGGGUGGCUGUAAGACACUGCUCACCUGGCUACUACAGGCCUGGCGCCAGCGCUGGGAAUCCUUCCUGCACUUUGAGGCCACUGAACUGCCUUUCCGUCCCUGGACCACUAUGGAGGAGGGCAUCCAGCUGGUGCGUGAGCUGGGCAUGCUCGACUGGAUCUACCGCGAGCUGCCUUCGCCACUCUCACCUCCUGAGCCCGAGUAUGCAGCGCCAGAGGACGUGCCUUUCACUCAGGGCCUGCAGAGACGCCUGCUUACAGCUGCGCCCUCAGAACUGCGGCUCUCACUGGUCAGCCUGCUGGUCAAGGGCAUGACCGUGCUGGAGGCCGUGAUGGAGAUCCAGACAAUUGCUGAUGUGGGUUUGCUGUGGCGCCAGAGCCAGCCAGGCCGUGCCAAGCUCAUGCUGGGGCCUAACCCCACACGCAAGGACCUCACAGGCUGGCUACUCAGCCAUGGGGUGCCCAGGGAGAGAGUGGAUAAGCAGCCCACCAAGGUCCUCCUGGAGCUGUACAUCAAAGAGGCCAAGCGCAGCCGCAGCCAGCCAGUCUAUGGGCUAGGAGAGGAGCAGCCGCCUCCACCUCCCUACUCUGACCAGGCCUGUGGGGAGGAGCCGCCCAUACUCCAUGACUAGCCCCUUCCAGUGGGUGGGGUGGGAGGCCAAACUCCAGAAGAGCUGCUUUCAGCCCAGAGCUCAGGGAGGACCUUUGCCUACACCUUUCCCAUGUAUCUCAAGCAUUUGUAGGUCAUGUUCAGAGACCCUAAAAAAGAAAGGGGUAUCUUGUCCCUGGCUACUCCAUUUGUAGAGAUGUUAAGGGAGUAGCUACAAAAACAGCCACUUGCCCAACUGGGCCUUGGAGUGCGUUGUGCCAAUUUGUUCAUCUUGGCCUGGCUGCAGGGUGAUUGGGCACAGUAGUGACUCAUCCUCUGCCAUUUGAGCCAAAAGCACUAGGGGCCAAUUGAAUACCCCAUAGCCUAUAACACCUGGCAUCUUUUUACUUUUUAGGUUUUAGAGGCAAUAUUUUUACUUAAUAUGUUAAGCAUGUGUGACAUUUUGGUUUUAGUGAAGGUCAUUGCCUUUUCUAACUAUUGUAAUGCUUCCAUUUUAAGGUGUGCUUUGCUGAGUGCCUCCCAGGGAGGGGCAGCCAUCCCUCCAGGUGGGUCUGGUUUCUCAAAUUUGUACAUCUGGCCUUGGGCCAGUGUCUGAGGUAGGUUUAGGGGGAUCUGAACCAGGAUCACAGGUCUGGGGACAACUGGUGCUGUUUUCAUAGGUACCCAAUAAAUGGUACACAUAUCA